Messenger RNA from Ogataea philodendri, 4773 nucleotides. RefSeq lists its product as uncharacterized. Gene Ontology annotation, biological process: protein polyubiquitination; DNA damage response. NCBI's taxonomy places the organism in Eukaryota, Fungi, Ascomycota, Pichiomycetes, Pichiales, Pichiaceae. The transcript has a single exon. The record is from RefSeq and is a predicted model, not a curated record. Gene Ontology annotation, cellular component: nucleus. The coding region runs from base 1 to 4773 and encodes 1590 amino acids. Gene Ontology annotation, molecular function: ubiquitin protein ligase activity; ATP binding; ATP-dependent chromatin remodeler activity.
AUGUCUUUGAUAGGUUGUCAGCUGGACGAGCCGCAAUUUGUGGUAAACCAACUUCCUACAUUGGUAAAGUUCUUGAAUGCCGUCAAGAAUGAUCCUUCCUUGAUACAAAAGAAGGCAACUUCUAAAAAACGAACAAUUGCCGAUAUACUAAGAGAACAUCAUGAAUAUUAUGGAAUCAGACCGAAAAAGGAGCUUGUAUCCGAUACGGUUCGCAUAGACCUUGCUGAGAGAUACAUGUUUCUUGCAGAAAGUACUUUGUUAGGUGAGUUCUCAAAGAUCAUUGAUUCAGAUAAUUUUAAUCGACUUCAAUCACUAUACCAUUCGGAUCAAGAUCCGGUCGAGCUGCCCCAGUUUGAGGUCGGACUUAAACUCCAGGACCAAGUAGUGGAAGUGUGGACAAAUCCAAAAGGAAAACACAAGUCCUUGUUACUAUUCAAGCUGCAGGUGGACCGACAGUAUCUUCCAUUCCUUUCGGCACAGCUGAAUUUGGCAAAGAAGGCUCACAAAUUGGACACAAUCAAGUUGGACAAGCCAGCAUUAAACCUAACGUUAAGUCUCGAUAGACAGAUCAACAAGCUAACGUUGGAAUUUCGGAUAGCAUUCAAGAUCGAGUUAAAAGAAGUGGUAGACUACAAAUAUCCAUUAGACACAAUCAAGAAGAUCAAAGAGGUUUCUCUUUUUGUGUUCACUCCGGAGCUGACGGACUACCAAAUGGCCCAUUCUUCCAAGUCAUUUCCGAAACCGUCGGAGUCAUCAUUUUACGAUCUUGUCACAUCAAAUACAGAAAAACUCAAAUACGGAGACACGCAGAUCAAAAUAUCCAGUAUUCGCAAAACUCUGAUGAAGUUUCAACAACAAACCCUACAAUGGAUGCUCAACCACGAAGGUGUGAGGUUUAUUGAAGGUACCGAUACCAUUGAGCGAGUUCCCGAUCAAGCUUAUGACGCUAAAAACCUUGAUCUGAUAUCUGAGUCGCUGGACUUGGUUACAUUUGGCUGGUCGUGCGUCCAGUCUCUUGCAUCUGGAAAUUAUUACUGGUACAAUUCGUACACAGGGAACAUAUGUUCCACUCAGACCGCUAUUGACUAUUUGACCCAAUUUAAUCGAUACCCCAAGCAUGCAAAAGCGCUUCUUUCUGAAGAGAUGGGUCUUGGAAAAACAGUUGAAGUCAUUUCUCUUAUUUCCGUGAAUCCAAGACCCGAACCAUUUGGUAUUCAAAAGAUGGACAUCUUCAAUGGAGGUAGAAUAGUCACGGAGUCCAAAACCACCUUAAUCAUCUGCCCCCAGUCGAUCAUUGGCCAGUGGAGGCAGGAGAUUGAAGACGUUUCUUCAUCUCUGAAGAUAAUGGUUUAUGAAGGAAUAUACAACUAUGAGAAAGAAGCAGAAAGCUCAAAUUCCACAUUGACUCCUUCAGAUAUGGCAGCAAAAAUUAGAGAGCAUGAUAUUGUUUUGGUUUCGUAUCACACAGUUUCGCGGGAACUGCACCGGGCAAUAUUCAAGCCCGUUUCCAGACCUACCCGUAAAUGUGCCAAGAGACUGAAAUUGAAUUCAGGAGUUAUGGAAUUGAAGGAAGAGUCAGCAGUCAAGGUUGAACAAGAUGACUUCGAUUUUGAACACACUGAGUACGAAAGAAUUGAUUAUUCUUCACCUUUGAUGCUUGUUGAAUUUUGGAGAGUUGUUUUGGAUGAGGUGCAAAUGACAGCCAGCAUGACCGCAAACGCCUCGAAAUUUGCAAGAAUCAUUCCUCGUGUGCAUUCCUGGGGUGUUUCUGGUACACUAAUUAAGAAUAAUCUUAACGAUCUUCACUCGUUGUUGAGUUUCUUAAGGUUGAAUCCGAUUGAUCUUUACUCUGGCACAAGUGGCAUAUCUCCCUGGGUGAGUAUUGUCACUGAAGCUCCAUAUUACCAAUUUCAAAGACUUUUCAGCAAGAUCUGUUUGCGGCAUACAAAAAAAAUGGUGGCAGAUCAGAUCAAGCUACCUCAACAGACAAGAAUAUUGUUGAGAAUGCCGUUCACAGCUAUUGAGCGCGACAAUUAUGAUAAUCUAUUUUCCAACUUCUUGCGCCAGGUUGGGCUGAAUGAGCAAGGUGAACCGGUCGUUGAGGACUACGAGCCGGCAAAGUAUUACACCUACAUGCGUCAAUGGCUGAUCAGGUUGCGCCAAGUUUGUUGCCACGCACAGCUCGGUACAGGACCGGGUAGCAGAAGGAGAUUUGGUGGCAUAUUCUUCGGCGAUGACAAUGGACAAGACAAGUUUGGCAUGAUUUUGGGAACAUUGGACGAUGUUCUAGCUAAUCUCAAGAAAGUCACUUUUGAUGAUUGUAUUUCCGGAGAGAGAAACAUUUACGGUCUACAAUUACGGCGUGGAAAGAUUUACGAGUUCUUGAGACUUCCUCAGGAGUCGUUGAAGAUCUUUGAGGAAAUCAUGGCUGACAUCGAGGCAAAGGUUGAGGAGCUACGAAACGCUGGAGAAGAGAAUCUGCCAAAGUUGCGUUCAUGGUUGGAAUUACUCUAUCAGACCUAUUUCCUGUAUGCAUCUGCACACUAUCAGCACUACAGACCAAUGAGACCAAUGCCAACGGGGUUUGAUGAGAAGGGACAUAUACCCGAGGAUGAUGAAGAAGUUCUCAAGCCGGUUGAGGAAGUGGAUGUGGAUACACUCACCCCCAAUGAGAAAAAGCAUUACGAAAUUGAAAAUGAGUAUUACCGCAGAGCAGACGACCUUCUGACGCAAAUCUUGCAGGACCCUAUCUCGAAGGUGAACGAAGCUAUUGCUAAGCUCGUUGAGAGAUUUGGAAGUAUAGAAAGCUACAAAUUCCCAACUUCGAGUGUGAAGAAGAACAAUUCCGAGCUCUUAAAGGAAGCUGGUAUUGAAAGUUCGGUAAAUUUAUGGAGAGCAUGUAUCCCAUUUGAUGUGGAUGUGAAGGAGAAUUACGCUCAUUCGAUACAGGCGCAAAUGAUCUUUGAACGGUUAGUGAAAACGAAAGCAGAUAUUAAUCUCCAAGGGCAUAUGAUUAAUACAUGGGUUGCAAAACUGGUGGAAUUAUUGAAAGAGCCGGUUGUGAAGGAUGAAGAGAUUCAGAAUACUGGUGAGGAAUAUGGUGUUUCGUUAAUCAAUCAAGAACUCGCACAUACUUAUCUGGAGGAAUUGCAACUGAUUCUGGAGGAUCGUGAAAACGCCAUGAUUUCAACAGACGAUUCUGCCCAGAAGAAAAGCAAGUCAUCAAAGGAAAAAGUGCUUGUUAAUGUCAACCAGCCUACGAAUUACGACUUGCAUGUGCAUCUUGACAAGAUUCGAAGAAAAGUUAUUCCUGAAGGUUGUUAUAACGCUAAGUUUUGUCUCCGUGCGAUCCUGGUUGAGUUUCAAAACCUUGUUGCCGACUUGGCCAGACAUGAUGAGCAAGGCAACGCCAAGUCCAGCGACUACGAGUUUAUGAGUUCCGUUGCCAGUGACGUCAAGAAGGAGUUUGAUUUGCAAAGGGUGAACAUCAACCAAUUGAGAACAAAGCUCUUUGACACGUUGAACGAUACAUUCAACGCUAAAAUCAGUUACUUCAAGUCACUUCAAAUCAAAUCGGAUAUUGUUGCAAACUAUCUGCCUGUUAGACCUGCGUUCUCGCCUGAAAUGACCCCGAAUGAAAAAGCGCAGCAAGAUCUUCACACGCUUCAAAUGGAAAUCAAGUCAUUGGAGGACUCUGUUAGAUCAAGCAAAGUCAGAUUGACAUAUUUGAACAGUCUUAUUGGCGAUACAGGUGGUGACGAAGAUCUUGAAACGAAAAAGGAGAAAACAUGUGUUAUCUGUCGAUCAUCAAUUGUUCUAGGCACUCUGACUUCUUGCGGCCACCAAUUCUGCAAAGAUUGUUUGGGCGAGUGGAUGGGAGUCCAUCCAACUUGUCCGAUGUGCAAAAAGCGGUUGUUUGCGUCAGACUUGUACUCUUUCACUCUGACGAGAAAGGAGCUCAAGGGAGGGAUGAUCUCGGAGUCGCAAGAUCCACCGGAUUCGAAAUCGUCGGCCGAGGUAGAUCGAGACCUGUCGAAGCUCUACAAGUCGUUGAAUCCAGCGAUGUUGAAAGAGAUCUCCUCCAUCGAGUUGAAGAAGAAUUACGGUUCCAAAGUGGAUAUGAUUGUUCGUCAAAUUCUCUAUUUGAAACAGAUGGAACAGGAUGUUCAGAUAAUCGUCUAUUCGCAAUGGACAGAGUUUCUCAAGUUUCUUGGCAGAGCAUUGCGUCAAAAUGGAAUCAGCUUCCUUUCAUCUUCUGACGUUGCCCACGAGAACCCAAACACGAAACGUGGGAGAACCACUUUUGGUAGCAAAGAAAUUGAGAAGUUCAAGAAAGACCCAAGAAUCACGUGUUUUCUGCUGAACGCGAAAGCUCAAGCAGCGGGAUUGACACUCACAAACGCCUCGCACGUGUUUCUGUGUGAGCCCCUAGUGAACUUGCCGUUGGAAUUACAGGCCAUCAGCAGAAUUCACAGAAUCGGACAGUUGAAAGAGACCAAGGUUUGGAACUUUGUGAUUGAGAACUCUGUUGAGGAGUCCAUCGCCAUUUUGUCCACCGCGAAACGAAUGGAGCUUGUGCGGAAACGGACUGCCUCACAGUCUAACAUCGACGAGGUUGACGAUGACCUUGUUGAUUCCACAGAGCUCACAAAGACACUAAACGGUCUGGUUGACAAGAAAGUCAGCGGAGGUGAAGUAGUGUCAAACGACGAGCUCUGGGCCAGUUUCUUUGCCUCAAAGUCGGGCACCGUGAUGGACUCUGUCGUGGCAUGA